Molecule: messenger RNA, 1109 nt
Organism: Momordica charantia (bitter melon)
Lineage: Eukaryota; Viridiplantae; Streptophyta; Magnoliopsida; Cucurbitales; Cucurbitaceae
Gene: WOX4
Product: WUSCHEL related homeobox 4
Biological process (GO): cell division; phloem or xylem histogenesis; procambium histogenesis
Cellular component (GO): nucleus
Molecular function (GO): DNA-binding transcription factor activity; DNA binding
Source: RefSeq, a predicted model, not a curated record
GUUGGUGUGUAUAUAAUUAGAGGAGGGUGUGUGUUUGGUGUGAGUGUUGAGCAUGGGAUUAAGCAUGAAGGUGCAUCAGUUUGCACGUGGGUUUUGGGAGGCGCACGAACCGUCCCUCACGCUUGGCUGCAAGCGCUUACGCCCCCUCGCACCCAAGCUUCAACAACCGCCCACCUCAGAUCUCACAACUGCUGCCACCACUACAACGACGCUCACCACUUUCGACCUCAAGACCUUCAUCAGGCCCGAUUGUGGCCCCAGAAAACUUGGUUCUUCCUCUGACCACAACAAAGAUUCUUCUUCAUCUUCUUCCCCCCAGGUGGAGACGCACCCCGGGGGUACGAGGUGGAAUCCCACGCAAGAACAGAUUGGGAUACUGGAGACGCUUUAUAGGAGAGGAAUGAGGACUCCCAAUGCGCAGCAGAUCGAGCACAUCACCGCCCAGCUCGGCAACUACGGCAAGAUCGAAGGCAAGAAUGUGUUUUAUUGGUUUCAGAACCACAAAGCAAGAGAGCGUCAGAAACAGAAGCGCAACAGUCUCGGUCUCACUCACACCCCCCGAACACCCUCCAACCCAAUCCCCUUCCACUCUCAGGAAGAGGAAGAUAGUCCGUACAAGAGGAAGUGCAGGAGCUGGGGGUUUGAGUGUUUGGUAGAAGAUAGUGGUAUAUUGUGUAAAAAGGAGGAAGGAGAUAGGACUCUGGAGUUAUUCCCGUUGCACCCAGAAGGCAGAUCAUGAACAAUCAAGGGUUUUGGGGGAAAUUCCCAACAAAAUUUCAGCUUUAAUUGGUUUCAUCUCUCUGCUUUUCUAAGUGCUUUUUUUUAGUUAUUUCUCUAGCUCUUUCUUUUUCUUCUUCUUUCUGCGUGUUUCGAUAAAGAAGAAACAAAGAAAGGCCAACAAAAGUAGUCUCUUUGUACUGAUCAUCUACCACUUCCGAUUCUUCUUUCUUUAUCCCUACUACCUAACUUUGAACCCAAAGCAAAUGGACUACCUAAUUGGUCUUCUUCUUCUUCUUCUUCUUCUUCUUCUUUUUUGACAAUGAGAACUUGUUAAAAUCGAAGCUUUUAGGUUUAAAGUGGACACCUAUCGACACUGAAGUCCACGAGCC